Effrenium voratum is the source of this 1054-nucleotide messenger RNA. The record is from the annotation of a GenBank genome assembly. NCBI's taxonomy places the organism in Eukaryota, Dinophyceae, Suessiales, Symbiodiniaceae.
AUGGGCAAGGCGAAAGCUAUGCCACGUGCGAGCGAUGAUGUCUCGGAGCUGCGAAAUUCCCUGGUGAAGUUGUCCCAGAUUGAGGGAGCGACCCAGUACACGGAGGUGUCCCAGAGUCGUGUAUUGAGUUAUUUGGAUAGUGAAAACCGAAUUUGUGCAGCAGCAGGAUUGCCGGAGGUCAUCCAGGGCUUCGAGCACUACGUCGACGCUGGUUGGGAAGCGUGGAUUUCGCUCUACGCAUUUUACUGCGCCAACUUCAAUAUUCUUCAAACGAGGUCGGAGGCGGAUGCAGCAGUAAGAACCGCAAUUGGCGAUUUCCGCUGGGGGAAUUUCAUCCUGGUGACCGACUUGGUGGUCUACUAUAAGUCCAACAAGGGAGUGACGACGGCGAUGCCCGAUGGGAUGAAUGCAGCUGCAGGGUAUUUCGGGCAAUGCGCGGACGUCAUCAAUGCGAUCCAAGGGAUUGUACCGCGACCGGUGGUCAUUACGCUCAACACCACCGCGGACAUCUUUGCUGCGAAUGAACCACUCAAGCACUAUGCCGACAUCUUCGUGGCAGGUGUGAAGUCUCCAGCGUUGGUGUUCAAGUCCUACACAUUCUGGAGGAACAUCAGAAAGUACAGGCAAAGCGGUGGGAAGCUGACGUACGAGACCGAGAGCUACAUGUGGUACACGCUGGAUCGGCGUCUGACUAGGGAGCGACUGUUUUGCUCGGCAAUGAUCAAGUCCCACACCAUCUGUGAUCUGGAGGAGAGUAUCACUGAGUAUCUGUCGGGGACAGAGCAGGAUAUAGUGAGAUCGGCAGAGGCGAGUGGGAUUGACCCGGCAGGAUUUCGCUUUAACCCCGUGUCCGAGGACCUCAAGGAUCGUGUCAAUGAGAAAGGAUGGACCAAGAUCGAGGUUGUGUCGACUGAUUUGGACUUCCGUGACCGGACGGCUGGCAUUGUUGUCCAUAUCAAGACCGCCUCAGACCAGAUCUGCAAUCAAUGUCUGCACGCGGAUCCGGCGGAGAUCGAGGACCACGGUUGCAGGGAGCGGUGCCUCAAAUGUGCAG